This is a messenger RNA of Tachysurus vachellii, 423 nucleotides long. Its product is annotated as lactose-binding lectin l-2-like. The transcript has 5 exons. NCBI's taxonomy places the organism in Eukaryota, Metazoa, Chordata, Actinopteri, Siluriformes, Bagridae. Gene Ontology annotation, molecular function: signaling receptor activity. The coding region runs from base 1 to 423 and encodes 140 amino acids. The record is from RefSeq and is a predicted model, not a curated record.
AUGAAGUGGCCAAUUGCCACGGUUUUUGAACUAUGUCCAUAUGGCUGGGUGAACUAUGGCAAUCGGUGCUUCAUAUAUGCCGCUACAAGAGUAAACUGGGCUUUGGCUGAGGAAACCUGCCAGCGUUAUGGUGGACAUUUGGUCUCAAUACACAAUGAAAAUGAAUAUCAAACUGUUAAGGCUCUCAUUCGCACUCAUGAAUAUUCGGAUAAGCCAACAUGGAUCGGCCUUUCUGGCUGUCAGCAGAAAUUUAAAUGGUUCUGGUCUGAUGCCACCACAGUGACCUUCAAGUGGAAUCACAGAGAACCAAAUAAUUUUUUUAAAGAAUGCUGUGUGCACAUCAACUUCGGAAAACAGAAGGACUGGAAUGACAUUAACUGUAAAAAGCAAUAUCCCUUUGUGUGUGCCAAAGGGAUUUACUGA